Messenger RNA from [Torrubiella] hemipterigena, 1744 nucleotides. NCBI's taxonomy places the organism in Eukaryota, Fungi, Ascomycota, Sordariomycetes, Hypocreales, Clavicipitaceae. The record is from the annotation of a GenBank genome assembly.
AGCUGAACAAGACGUAAAGAGAGCUAAAGAGUCAUCACCGUACACAUUUUUGGGUUUACGAAAAUGUUUUUGAUUUGCUUGAUGAUUCACGCAGUUGAGCUUAAAAAUUCAAAUUAGUCAUUAUAGAUUUAAUUUUAUUUCUAGGGCCUUUUCUUUUAGGACAUGUCCAGCUGCCAACAAGAUCUCACUCAGUGCCAUCAGCAUCUUUCUCGUGGUGGAAAGAGCUACGGAGGAUGCUGUAAGCCAGUGCUGAGCCAACACUCACCAUGGCCCAGUAGGUACCAGUAGUCGGCGAAUGCACGCUACCACAGCCAAUAUACGCUGGGCCGCCGUGCAGCUACAACUGGACUUCCACAGCAGCCGAUUCCAACCACAACGCUCCAACAGUUGUCCCAAAACAGCGCCCAUUCAAUUAGCAGUGUCCGUCACAUUACGAUUGGGAUAGACUAGCCGACUUGCAAACGACGCUGUCGCUUUCGCCCUCAUUAUUGUAUUGUCCUAACAGAUUGUAAAGGCGCCGCCUGUGUAUCCCAAGAAACAGCUCAUUUCUUUGAGAUAUCUCACCUAUAAUAAGCCCAUCAUUAUCAGCAUUAUAGUUUCAAAGGUUCCAAAAACUGACCAACAAGAUGCCGAGCGAAUACGCAACGAGGGGCUUGCCGCCCGCACCAGCAGUGUCUAUGCACACUAUGCACAUGGUGGGCUUCCUCGUCGACGUGUACGGCCUAGACGAGCUCCCCGCUUCUGGUCCAGUGACCUGCUUAUGGCUACUCCAUCCUAGAACAAGAGAUCGUUCCAUCAUGAAGGACAUUGCCAGCCGUGCGGUGGCUGCUUGGAACGCGAGCCCAGGAGGCCAGAGACGGCAGCGCGGACUAGUUGCUUUGGCGGCUGAUAUGCCCAAUCACGGCACCAGGCUCGUUCAGGACAUGGCAAACCAGGACUGGCUUAAGGGUAACAAAACCCACGCCAUUGAUAUGGUAGGUAUUGUCCAGGGAGGCGUCACCAAUACGGCGUCACUCAUGGACCUGGUCUCGGGAUACUUGCAACGCCAGGUCGAUGCACAUAUUAGUCUAGGCUGGAGUCUUGGUGGCCACAUGGCUUGGCAGCAAUGGAUCGGCGAAGACCGCAUAGAUGCUUCGGUAUCCAUUGUAGGAUGUCCAGAUAUGAUGGGUCUGCUGAGCAGCCGGGCUGCAUACAGCAACAUGAAUUACGACCCAAAAACGUUUUUGGGAGGCACACACUUUCCUAACGAUGUUGUCAACAACUGUUUGGCGCAUGACCCCAAAGGUAUUCUCUUCGGUGUCCAAGCUGUUCCACAGGCGCCAUUGUCAAAGCAGGAUCAGGACCGCCUGCGACCUAUCUUGGAAUCAAGAGUCCAGGGUAAGCGCUUGCUUCUUUGCUUUGGUUCGGAAGACAAACUCGUACCGCCUGCAAACAGCAUGCCGUUGCUUGCUGUGCUGAAGGACGCCGCUACAGGUUGGUACGACGGUGGCAAGGGCGGUAUCACUGUGAUCGAUAAAGUAUAUGAGGGCGUCGGCCAUGCCUUUAGCAAGGAUAUGGUCACGGACUCUGUUGAAUUUAUCGUGGAUGCCGUUGCGCGGGGGCCACGAACAACGCAGCACAAGGCCAGGUUUUAAAGAGUAAAAAAUACAUUUAGAAUAGCCCUUACAUCCAAGGACGGGGCGCAUCCUCGUCAAGCGUUUCUCCCCCAUUCAAAUGACGAAUCAUUAAACCACAGUUAUCAUUU